This is a messenger RNA of Phycodurus eques (leafy seadragon), 3027 nucleotides long. Its product is annotated as testis-expressed protein 264. The coding region runs from base 1 to 762 and encodes 253 amino acids. The transcript is spliced from 5 exons. Lineage: Eukaryota; Metazoa; Chordata; Actinopteri; Syngnathiformes; Syngnathidae. The record is from RefSeq and is a predicted model, not a curated record. Gene Ontology annotation, cellular component: replication fork; endoplasmic reticulum membrane; nucleus. Gene Ontology annotation, biological process: reticulophagy; protein-DNA covalent cross-linking repair.
AUGGUAGAUUCCAGGAAGUUCCAUUCAUCGUGCGACCCAGAGGCCAACACUAUCGGACCAGAGCUUUCUUGCAUCGGAAUAUUCUACGAUGAUCCCAAACAGGUGCCUGGACCUCAGUGCCGCUGUGCUGUCGGCAGUAUAGUGAGCGAAGGGGAGGACAAGGCCGACAAGGAGCUUCUGAAGCGCUACGAGACGUCUGGCUUUCAUGUUUUCUCCUUUCCUGAAGUCACACACGUAGUCACUACCUCCUUCCCCCACAGGACCAUUUUGUCUAUCCUCCUUGGAAUAAAAAGAGUCUAUCCACGGCUAGAAAGCUACAUCAAGGAAAGGAAGCUGUGCGCACAUCCGUUCCUCGAGAUCUACAGUGAGGAUCUGAUCCACUUCAUGGCUCCGUUGGCUCGGCAAGGUGACUUCUAUGUUCCGGAAGUCCGUGUAGCAGAAAGAAGUCUUUCAGAACAAGAAGAAUUGGACUCAGACUCUGAAAUCUCGGGUGCAGACUCAAACAGCGAAUACAGCUCAGGGACCGGGAUUCUCCUGUCAGACAGCCGGGAGACGUCAAUGGCGGCGUCCUCGACCUGCUCUGAGUGCGUCCGGGACCGUGGGGACCCAAAUCCCAGAGGGAGAAUGUCCAGGGAGCGCUCACUCAUGAAGACAGACUGGGAACAGACUGACCAAGAACAAGAGGAGCUGCAUAAAGACUCAAGCUGGAUGAGCCUUGAUCCCGUCCCGCAGUUGUUGGGUGUUGUUGGCGGCGAGGAGUGAAGGUUGGCUGAGGAGAUUUAAAGAUUUAUACAGUAACCUCUAUUGUGUCAACAAUUUCCUCUGGAAAAACAAAACGAAACAAAAGUUAGUUUAACUCUCAAGACACGUUGAACUUUUUCCUUUCUGAAUGACCCUGCCCUGACAAGCCCACUCUUCUCCUCGAGGCAUGAAUCUUGAAUGUCUUCAUUUAUGAGUGCUAUUUUUUUGUAUGUAAUUUGUUUCAUUAUUAUUAUUAUAUAAUUUAGGCUGAUUCUAACCAUAAUGACUGGAUAAUGUACUAUUCAUCCUUGCAGCAAGGAUUCCUGGUGAAUUCCCCCCCCACCCCCCUUUAUUUUUUAAGCUUUUUUUUAACUUCAAAAUAUUAUUAUUAUUCUAAUGAAUUAAUAGAGACAUGUAAUUAUUGGGAUACCUGGCCAGCGGUUGGUUGCGCCUUCUUCAGCUUCCAUUUGUUCUCCAACAGGAUGUCGGAGUGUGUCUGUGAUCUCACAAAUGUUCCCACUAAAAUCCCAGAGGUCGGUGACGUUGGACCCGAGAGAGGGGCCUGCCUGGCUAGCAAUUUCUGUCGUAGUUCAGCCCAGAGGUGUUUGUUGCGGAUGUUCCACACUAAACUUAUGCACACAUGCCUUUAUGGACCUUUUUUUGUACACUGGUGUACAAAGAAAUGCUUCCCCAAACUGUUUCCACAAAGUUGCAAGCCUAUAAUUGUCAUUGAUUUAAGGGUGACUGAGUGCCCAGUCCUAUAUUUAGCAAGAGUCAAAUUGUGUCUCACUAUACGUAGUGUUUAACUGUCAUUUUCUAUGACCAUUAAUUGUGGUAAGCUUAUAGACCACACACAACUACUAGUGCUGUGUAUUGUUUUAGUGUUUUUAGGGGUUUCAUUAAAUGUAUGUUAAAAAAAAAAAAAAAAAAGAGAGAAGUUAUAAAUGUAUUCUUGAUUACCCUUGUUUUCCAGCAUGUCUGAGACUUUGAGCCAAGUCACCCAGUUUACAUAAGAAAAAGAUCUCACAGCACAUCACCAAACAGAAAUGUCAUAAAGGGUACGAGUACUGACAUAUUGAUGAGAUCUUGUCAAUUUACAAAUGUACUAGUGUGAAAUCUGGGCUUGUUUCAUCGAACACAAAGCUUAUGUACUUGCAGGAAGCCAUGACUUAUUCUGUUGUGUGAAUGGCAACAGGUGGAUCCACAGGUUUGUUGUACCUACUGCCAUCUAAUGGUAAAUGGACUGUAAUGGUAAAUGGACUGCAUUCCACUUAUAUAGCGCUUUAGCUAUACUAGCGUUUUACAAAGUUUGUACAAAGCCUCACCUACUCACACACACACACACACACACACACACCCACACCCAUUCGUUCUGGGAGCAAUUUAGGGUUCAGUGUAUUGCCCAAGGACACAUUGACAUGGGGACAGUCGGAGCCGCGAUUCGAACCAGCUACCCUUCGAUCACUGGACGACCCGCUCUACCUACUGAGCCACAGCCGCCCAAUGAAUUCAAUCAAUCUAAUGAAGAUCAUUGAAUUGUUCUGCCUAUUGCUGGCAUAGAUAAAUCAAAAACUUUGAAAUUAAUAAAUAGUAUUUUUCAGACACAUUUUGGUAAAAUUAUAUGUUCUCCCGUGGCACUCCCUGAGGGCGUCCGUAAGCCGUAGCGUUCGGGUUCUGAAAUUAGUUUUCCUAUAAAUUAUCAUGCAUCAUUUCAGAAAGUGCAUAUCAGCUUACCAAUUUAAAAAAAAAAAAAAAAACAUGCCAAUUCUCCCUACUUUGACUUUCGAUCCAUAAAGAAUGCUCAUAUGAUUGUGACUCUGACAGCAUUUCUAGCUGGAGAUGAGCUAUGAAUAUAUAAUUAAAUUAUAUUUAAUUUGCUUAAAUUCCUUUACACUAAAGAGGUAAUGAAUAUUUAGGUGCCUUCCUUAGGCCGACGUACGUUUGCUGUCUCAGAAGGAUAUUUGAACAAACGGUGGAGCAACACAUAGACAAUACAACAGUACUCACAGUCAUAUUCUUUAUCCUCUGUGAUGAAUGACUAAUAUUAGUGCCAUACUGAGGAGCUGACAAGUCUCCAUGUAUAGUGUAUCUUUCUGUCUUAUACUGCCCCUAGGGGGCUUAGGUGGCCACACUAAAGGAGCAGCGGUAUGGCCAGUCAAUUGAUGCAAAGUAUGAGAAAAACGGUACAAUAUUAUAGAGUACUAUUUUUCUCAUUAAAAAAAAUAAUUGUUUUGUCAUCCAAUUCUAAUUUGCCAUUUCUUUGCUUAAACCUCAUCUUCCCCUCAA